Messenger RNA from Westerdykella ornata, 1112 nucleotides. RefSeq names its product PIG-P-domain-containing protein. The record is from RefSeq and is a predicted model, not a curated record. The transcript has 2 exons. Bases 1 to 1047 code for a protein of 348 amino acids. Lineage: Eukaryota; Fungi; Ascomycota; Dothideomycetes; Pleosporales; Sporormiaceae.
AUGCCACCCAAAAGCAGAGGGUCUCCAGUCCCGCCAGGCUUCCAAUCCAAGUCUACACCCAAUCUUCCCACGGUCCAUUCCCUCCGAGCUUCCGAAGUAGCCUCCGGACGCCAUGCACCCAACAAGCCGACCGACUCCUCCUCCAUAUUGAAGCCUGCGCCCAUACCCACUCGACGCGGGGAACCGAAGUCCCAAGAGAAACAUGUUCUUGAACACACCUCCAACUCCGAUUCCGACGAACAGAACCACAACCCGCGUCCCCUCCACCCCUCCCGCUCCCACUCCCUCUUCCCCCCCUUCUACAACCGCCCACCCAACCCCCUCCCCCCUUCCCCCUCCCUAACCUCUCUCCUCCGCCCAACAUUCACCACGACCCGCACCCCCACCCCCUCCCACUCAACCUACACCAGCACCCCAGACUCCUCGGACGCCGACCUCCCCCCCACAACCCCAACAAACUCGACCUCGACGACCACGCUCGCCAACCUCGGCGCCUCGGCCCCGCCCAUCCCCCCGCGCGCCUCCCCAAAAGUGCCCACGUACGAGUACUACGGCUUCGCGCUGUACCUCGCCAGCAGCCUCGCCUUCCUGCUGUAUCUGGUCUGGGCGUACGUGCCCUCGCCUUUACUGAGCCAGAUGGGGAUCCAUUACUAUCCGAAUCGCUGGUGGGCCCUCGCCGUGCCUUGCUGGUUGGUCGUCUGGGUCUUGUGGAUCUAUGUCGCGCUCGCGAGUUAUAAUACGGGGUACUUGACGCUGCCGGUCGGGAGUGUCGAGUGUUUGACGGAUGAGUGCGCGCAGGUUGCGGUUGUGGAUGCGAGGACGGGGAGGAUUGUGAGGAAGGCGAGGGGUGGUGGCGGCGGCGAGGAGCAGAGGAGGGCGGUGGAGGAUGAGGUGGCGAGGUAUCGGUUUGGCGCUGGGGAGGACGUGGAUUGGAGGGCGUUGUGGAGUAUGGGCACCGAUGCGGUGCUCGAUGUGCCCAUUGGCGGCGUUUGCGAGGUUUUGUAUGGAAGUGGGAGGGAUUUGCAUGAAGGGAUAGAGGAUGAUUGACAUAAGUGUAUCGUGUGCACAUCGCCCACUUGUAAGCACACUAAUGACAUCGCAUUUAUCAACGG